AUGGUAGAUUGGUAUGCCCUGGAAACUGUUUUGAGAGAGCUGGGUAUACCUUGUAGAUUUGUCCAUUGGAUUAUGCUGGUGGUCAGGACUGUCACAUAUAGGUUCAGGGUUAAUGGUGCUCUUACAACUGAGAUGCAGGCCAAAAGAGGGGUCAGACAAGGAGACCCCAUAUCUCCACUUCUUUUUGUUGUAAUGAUGGAAUACCUGAACAGAUUGAUGGCUAAAAUGCAGAAGGAACCAGCUUUCAAACACCAUCCAAAAUGUGACAAACUGGGAAUCACACAUCUCUCUUUUGCUGAUGAUGUACUCAUGUUUUGCAGGGGUGAUGUUGGCUCUGUGGAGAUGAUGAUGAAAGUUCUAAAUACUUUUGCUGGCACUACUGGGCUGAUUGUGAAUCCAAGGAAGUGCAAAGUUUACUUUGGUGGAGUGGAUGAAGACACCAGAAGAAGGAUAACUGAGCUCACUUCUUAUGAUGAAGGCCUGCUCCCAUUCAGGUACUUAGGGGUUCCACUCACCAUUAGAAAACUGAAUAUUAAACAUUAUCUCCCUCUCAUUGAUAAAAUUCUGGCAAAGAAGAUAGAUGGUAUUUGUAGAAGUUUUGUAUGGACUGGGAAAGCAACGGUUAGCAAGAAGAGCUCCAUUGCUUGGGAAUCAGUCUGCAGGCCUAAGAAUCUUGGAGGUAUGAACAUCUUCAAUCUUUGUCUCUGGAAUGAUAUUGCUCUCUUGAAGUGCCUUUGGAAUCUGAGUUUAAAAGCUGACAACCUUUGGGUUAAAUGGGUGCAUGCUCAUUAUCUCAAAAAGAAGACUUUAAUGGAGGCAGAUAUUAGUACCAGCUGCUCAUGGGUGAUAAAGAAAAUUUUGAGACUUAGAGAGCAUCUCCCUAAUCUGCAACCAAUGUGGGAUCACAUGAUUCAAAAUAGAAGCUUUUGUAUGCAUAAGCUGUAUGAAAAACGGAUAGACUCAGAUAGGGUGCCUUGGAGGCAUUUAAUACAAGGAAACAGUGCUAGACCUAGGGCUACUAUCCUCACAUGGAUGGCCUGCCAUGGAAGAUUGAGUACUAAGGAUAGACUGCGACAGAUGGGCUUGAUUACUGAUCACAUUUGCAGCCUGUGUAAUGUUUGUGAUGAAACACUUGACCACCUUCUGUUUGAAUGCAGGUUUGCCAAGGAAGUAUGGAAAUAUGUUCUGCAGUGGAUUGGAAUUUCACAUGAUCCUCAACCUUGGUCCAUUGAGUUGGGGUGGAUUACCCGUAUGAUUGGAAAAAAAGGAUGGAGAUUUAGGAUUCCGAAGAUAGCAAUGGCUGAAACCAUUUAUGGUGUUUGGCAAUAUAGGAAUGAUAUAAUUUUUAGGGGCAAUACUCAUAGGAAUACAAGUAUAGAUAUUGGAGAUAGAAUUAUAGAGAAAGAGAUGUAUAGAGGGUGGUAUUCACCCAAAUUAAGGAAGCACAUAGCUACCUUAAUGCUUUAG
This is a messenger RNA of Vicia villosa (hairy vetch), 1467 nucleotides long. RefSeq lists its product as uncharacterized. The record is from RefSeq and is a predicted model, not a curated record. The coding region runs from base 1 to 1467 and encodes 488 amino acids. NCBI's taxonomy places the organism in Eukaryota, Viridiplantae, Streptophyta, Magnoliopsida, Fabales, Fabaceae. The transcript has 2 exons.